CGCAAGGGCCAUAAACCACCUGGCUGGCACUGCUCAGCCCGCGGCAGCACAGGCAGGAGGAAGAGGAGGGAGGGGGAUGGCAGCCAGCCCCCCGCUCCGUGCCAGGAGGGCACCCCGAGUGCCGCCGUGGUGGUUGGGAGCGCAGCCCUUCCCCUAGGGCUGGUGCCACCGCCUGUGGCGGAUCUCUCAUGCCCACCGGCCACCCUCAUGCCGGGGUCCAGGGACGUGCCAGGGGGGAACAGGACCUACUUCCCCUUCUUCUCGGACUUCAGGGGCUGCAACGUGACGGCCCUGCGCAUCGGCGAGUCAUCUGCUCUGGCCUCCAUCUUCCUGCUGGCCUUGGUGGGAAACAUCUGGGGCAUCUGUCUGCUGGUGCAGCGGCGGCGGCGGCACCGGCCGUGUGCGGCCAACUGCCUUGUCCUCAACCUCUUCUGUGCCGACCUGCUCUUCAUCACCGCCAUCCCCUUCAUCGCCGUCGUGCGCUGGACCGAGAGCUGGGUGCUGGGCGACGUCGUCUGCCACAUGCUCUUCUACGUGAUGAGCCUCAGCGGCACCGUCGUCAUCCUCUCCCUCUCGGCCGUCAGCCUGGAGCGCGUCGUCAGCAUCGCCCGGCUGCGCCACGCCGCCUUCCGCCGCCGCAAGGCGCUGCCCGCCGCCCUCCUCCUCAUCUGGGGCUUCGCCGCCCUCGCCACGCUCCCGCUCUGCUGCUUCUUCACCGUGGUGCGGCUGCCCGGCGCCGCCGGCCAGGAGAUGCAGAUUUGCACCUUGGUUUGGCCCAGCACUGCAGGAGAAAUAGUUUGGGAUGUGACCUUUGCCAUUGCUUUCUUUCUAAUACCAGGAUUAGUCAUUGUCAUCAGUUAUUCCAAAAUCCUACAGAUUACAAAAGCAUCAAGAAGGAGCUUAAAUGCUGGCUUAGCCUACUCAGAAAAUCAUCAGAUUCGUGUUUCCCAGCAAGACUACAAACUAUUCCGAGCCCUCUUUUUGUUGAUGAUCUCUUUCUUUGUCAUGUGGAGCCCGAUUAUAAUAAUUAUUCUUUUAAUUUUAGUCCAGAACUACAAACAUGAUUUAAAUAUUUUGCCAUCAGUUUUCUUCUGGAUAGUGUUAUUCACUUUUGCCAACUCUGCUGUCAAUCCAAUUUUGUAUAAUGUUGCCUAUUUCAGACGUAAAUGUCAGGAAAUUCUUCUCUGUUGUACAGGGAACCCUGUAAGGCGUGGGGCUGGUACAGAAACCACUGCAAGAAGAAGUAACCAUGAACAACCAAAUUUGUCUUUCAUUACCAGAUAAUUAUUUAAAGUCUGAGCUGUGCCACGCUUUGGAUGUUAAUGUCUCUCCUAUCCCAGGUUGAAUGUUAUAGUAUUAUAUGCCCGAGAAGGAAAAAAUUUUUAAUUCCUGCAGGUAAAAUUCUCAUGACUUUGAGCACUACUUUGCUUCAGUAAGAUUUGGACAUUUUAAUCCAAUGGAUUGAAUUCUCCACUUACACUGAAAGAAAUACGAAUGUGGCAGUGAACUUGGUGAAUGUGGAACAGCUGAAAUAAGCACUUACCAGACAAAUUCAUUUCCGCGAGGGUACAUUUUCUGUUGGCGUAAAUGUCAUUAACUCUCAAGAGGGCACCUGAUCCAUUUUCACCCUGUUUGCCACUGCGUAAGAGAAAUCAACUUUCUAGUGAAAACGUGCAUCCUCAAAAGGUAUCUGCUCUUUUUUUCAAUCCCACUAAAAAAAGGCACUUGAUUAUACACUUGGAUCACUGACUGUCUGAACACAGGUUUGGGCAGACUAACCAAUUUCUUGUAGGAAACAAGAUGGUAAAUAUGUGUUAUCACCAAGUGAAUGACCAAUUUGGUUCCAUCUCAAAUUACAAGUAGGGACAUAAUGCCUGUUAAUUUAUAAAUAAAGAAUAAAUAAAUAAUUGUUUACUUGUCAUGUAUAAAAUAUUUUUAAAAGAUGCGUAUUUUUUAUGUCUUUGGUAGUCAUAUGAUCAAGUUAAUCAGUGAUAUAUAGGGUCACUGAAAUUCCUUCCUCCUUUCUAAAAUGGUAUAGGGAACAAUUUCCAGCAUUUCACAGAAAAAAGAUGACAUUGUAUUUGAAAAUAAAUUAAAAGUUUUAGAAAGCAAAUACAUGUUUGUUUUUUUUUUUUUAAUUAAAACUCCUUUAGUUGGAAAUUGCAACCACUAAAAAAAGAAGGAUUAAAUUCUUAACGAUCACCAUCUGCCACCAAUUCAAAAUAGUGCAUGAAGAUAAUGGUUUACUAAUAAAACCAAUGUCUACAUACGUACAGAUGUGCAUACAAACAAUUUGCAUCCCCUGUAAUCCAAGUUUAUUAAAAUGUUUCAUUGGUUUAUUAACAAGGUGAGCUACACAGCUCAGAUAAAUACACUCAAAAUCUAAAUGAAGCCGUUCAAAAGGUUUUCAAGAGAACACCCGAUCAACG
Molecule: messenger RNA, 2429 nt
Organism: Phalacrocorax carbo (great cormorant)
Lineage: Eukaryota; Metazoa; Chordata; Aves; Suliformes; Phalacrocoracidae
Source: RefSeq, a predicted model, not a curated record